AAAAAUUCGAUGGGUCACAGAAACGCCCUGCGAUUGGCUGCGACUCUGGUGACGUCACAUGCAAGUAAACAAACAUCGCGUUGAACCUCCAUCUACUUCGGUGGAAUAUUAUUGGAAAAAGCCAACAUUUUCAAGAGUAGGGACUACUCUGAAGUACAUCACUGUGCAGCAGAUGUCGAAAAAGGAAGUACCACACAGACCAAGUACAUCAGCACUUUACACAGACUUUGUUUUGGAAGCCAAAAAAAGAAAACUUCAACACUGCGAAUUGAUAAAAUAUCAGGACGAUUUUAAACACUGAAAUGUUAUACGGUAUUCGCUGCACUGUUUCAUAAUGGACCAACCACCAAAAAUUCAAGCAGACGUAGACAAUCUUGUAGACAUAAUGAAGACAACAUUCAACAGAGCUGCUAUCAGUGCAAUUGAAGAAGCAACAAGAAUGCAGUACAAGAGCAGCUUGUGGUAUGAGAUGAGGUAUGGCCGUAUCACA
Molecule: messenger RNA, 490 nt
Organism: Acanthoscelides obtectus
Lineage: Eukaryota; Metazoa; Arthropoda; Insecta; Coleoptera; Chrysomelidae
Source: the annotation of a GenBank genome assembly